This is a messenger RNA of Cladophialophora bantiana CBS 173.52, 2280 nucleotides long. RefSeq lists its product as uncharacterized. The transcript has a single exon. The coding region runs from base 1 to 2280 and encodes 759 amino acids. The record is from RefSeq and is a predicted model, not a curated record. NCBI's taxonomy places the organism in Eukaryota, Fungi, Ascomycota, Eurotiomycetes, Chaetothyriales, Herpotrichiellaceae.
AUGAGCCUGCCAUGCCCUUACCGGCACGUUUCGUAUGCAACAUGGCGCCUGGGUGUUAUCCGUACUCUGUGUCGGUCCUUCGACGAGCCUCAUCUCAGACCGUCGGCCUCCAUCCGACGAGAACACACGAAACCUCAAAUACGGAAUGCUGGUGAUUCUAGAUCCGCGACCAAGAAUGGCGAUGGGCCAACUGCUCAACAUGGGCCGCCGCCAGCAAUUCCGUCUUCUAGAGAGGCCAAAAAGAGAGAUUCGGGGCGAGGCGAGUCUUUCAAUCCAUACAGCGGGCCCGGCCGUCAGGCCAUCAAGGAGUUACUGUCGGACCUGAAGAAAGCAAGCAGAAAAAUUCAGCUGGGCGAUGAAGAUAUAGAAUCUUUUCCCUUUGGAUCACACAGAUCAUUGGUUCUUGACUCGUCCGGAGAUGGAGAUGGAAAUAUACAAAAUUGCUCUCGCCAGCAACCUUUGGCGGACGUACAAUUGCGAAAGUAUCAUUCAACGCAAGAAGAGUCUUUUGUUGCAUAUAAUGCGGAGGGACGUCAAGCUAUCAAAGAUCUGCCCACUAAGCUCCAGGAAGGCCGCAAGAAGAUUCAACCUCGCGAUGGAACAGGCGACAAUUCACGCCUCAAAGGAGAAAGCCUGCCAACCCUCCAGUCACCCAUCAUCGCACAGGUCGAGAACGCUGCAAGGCGGCGGGAAGAAAGGAAAGAGCACCCAUCUUAUCGACGCAUAAAAGGACUGAAGAAUAAUCCGUGGGCAGAGAUCCUCGCAAGUCCACUUCGAGCGUGUCAAGGUAGCGGUGCGAGACUGCCGCAGGACCUUUUGAUGGACUUUGGAUACGUCAAGAAUCAAAAAGACGGCAAGAUAUAUCUUAUGCCGGCAAGUCUUGCAGACUUGGAUGCCUUGGAAGCAAAAUUGGCAGCAGAGCUGGCAAUAGUGGAGAGCAGAUCACCACAACUCCGUGAUGGAACGGAAAUGAAAAGAGACAAUCAAUUCGUCACAGACGACGGCAUGACCGAAGAUGACGAUGAGCCAGAUGGGUUUCCGCGCAGUUCUCCUGGAGCUGCCCAGAAGUUCACAAACUAUUCAGCGACAUCUCGAAAAUAUAUCCCCACACAGAGCCGUCUAUUAUCCAACCUCACUUUCCUCCGCCUGCUGACCAGUAAAGUAACGCGACCGGUCAAGAAAACAUCCAACUCCCCUUCACCGACUAAAUUCGAGACAAUGUCCGGGGAGGUGGGCAAAUUAAUCCACUUCGAUGCCCGUGAGUCCACAUCAACAGCACAACAUUAUCUACAAAACAAAUAUCGAUUUGACUCCGCGAUCGAUGGCGAAGAUGCAUCUGGAAACAACCCCUUGGGCCCUGAUUUACCUUCAGCCGGUCGAAUGAAAGGAAGGUUUAACUUGAACAGAUUGCAAUGGCAGCCGGAUGUACAUCUUCGGGUUGCAGAUAUUAUGCGAAAACGCAUUUUCGCUGCCAUGAAGGCCCUGGCUGAUUCGGAGUCUGCUGUCAAGUCUCAGGCCUUGCCCGCGAGGCCAUCAGGCGUCAUUUCCCUCCCAAUCCCUCAGGACGGGAUGUUCAAGGGUGAAGAGCUGCGGCGAUUGAUGAUGGCAAUGUCCUCUACGACCACACCUGCCGGCUUAAAGAUCAGAGCCGUUGCCGGCAAACCGAAAAGGGAACCAUCUCCCAACUCUACGCCUUCUUCCACUUCAAAUGCGGAGGUGGACCCUUUCACGACAACUCAUUACCCUCCUUCUACGGCCGAAGAAGCAGAGUACCACGCCCUUGGCCACUCAGAGUGGCUGCCGGGAAGCAUCUUCCUACGAAUCGGCAAUGAUGGCAUUAUAUCUCCCGCCUCUUCACACUUUUCACCAUCGUCCCUCCCACCUUUGCCUUUAGACAACCCCCUCAUCCCUCCCAUGAUCACUGUCCUAGAUACAUAUCGGUUCCCGGUCUUCUCCCUCCGCCGCCUGUUCGCGAAUGCACCCGGACCUGGAAUUUCCGACAUGGAAGAACUCAAUAGGCUGAUAAGACAACAGUCAAUCUUUCAACCUCCCAAUGAGGCGUCAAUCAGUAGUGAGGACGAAAAAGGAGACUACCUCCUCCUGAUACGCCCCCUGCCCGGCCCUGCGAAGGCGGUCAUUGAAGAAGUCUGGCGUCUGUGGCGGUAUUUGGGCGGCCGGAACUUGGAUCUGAACUUUGCCUCUGUGACUGAAAAGCAGUCGAGGGAAGACAAGGCGCGGGAGAGUCCCCCCCAAGAGGGUAGCGCUCCGUUGAUAUCAUAG